Molecule: messenger RNA, 1926 nt
Organism: Protobothrops mucrosquamatus (brown spotted pit viper)
Lineage: Eukaryota; Metazoa; Chordata; Lepidosauria; Squamata; Viperidae
Product: kelch-like protein 4
Exons: 10
Coding region: 32-1675 (547 amino acids)
Molecular function (GO): protein binding
Source: RefSeq, a predicted model, not a curated record
CACAAACCAUGCCGAGCAAACGUUCCGCAAGAUGGAGAACUACCUGCAGCAGAAGCAGCUCUGUGACGUUCUUCUGAUUGCUGGAGAGCACAGGAUCCCUGCUCACAGGCUGGUUCUGAGCGCCGUGUCUGACUAUUUUGCGGCAAUGUUCACCAAUGAUGUCCGCGAAGCAAAACAAGAGGAAGUCAAAAUGGAAGGUGUAGAUCCUGACGCACUGAAGGAUCUUGUGCUCUAUGCCUACACGGGCAUGCUGGAGCUAAAAGAAGACACCAUUGAGAGCUUGUUGGCUGCAGCUUGUCUUCUGCAACUGUCACAAGUGAUUGAGGUCUGUUGCAAUUUUCUCAUGAAGCAACUUCAUCCUUCAAACUGCUUGGGAAUCCGGUCCUUUGGAGAUGCUCAAGGGUGCUCACAACUCUUGCAAGUGGCCCAUGUCUACACUAUGGAACACUUCACCGAAGUCAUAAAGAACCAGGAGUUCCUCUUACUUCCUGCUGGUGAAAUUGCUAAGCUCCUUUCCAGUGAUGAUAUUAAUGUCCCAGAUGAAGAAUCAAUCUUCAAGGCAUUAAUGAUAUGGGUUCAGCACGAUUUAGACAGUCGGCAACAAGAUCUUGGAAUGCUUCUGUCUUACAUAAGGUUGCCCCUUCUUUCUCCAGAGCUUUUAGCUGAUCUGGAAAACAGCCCCAUGUUUACGACGGAUCUUCAGUGCCAGAAACUCUUAAUGGAAGCAAUGAAAUACCACCUGUUACCAGAAAGGAGAUCCAUGAUGCAAAGUCCCAGGACAAAGCCCAGGAAGUCCACCGUUGGUUGUCUCUAUGCUGUGGGAGGCAUGGAUGCCACCAAAGGCACCACCACCAUCGAGAAAUAUGACUUGAGAACCAACAGCUGGAUACAGAUUGGAACGAUGAGUGGAAGGCGGCUGCAAUUUGGAGUGGCUGUGAUUGACAACAAGCUCUAUGUUGUGGGAGGAAGAGAUGGGCUGAGGACAUCGAAUACCGUUGAGUGUUUCAACCCAACAACUAAAGUCUGGACUGUGAUGCCCCCCAUGUCAACCCAUAGGCAUGGCUUAGGGGUAGCAAUGCUCGAAGGACCCAUGUAUGCUGUUGGGGGCCAUGAUGGAUGGAGCUAUCUAAACACAGUUGAACGAUGGGAUCCCCAGGCUCGGCAGUGGAAUUACGUGGCAAGCAUGUCAACUCCAAGGAGUACUGUGGGAGUUGCAGCUUUGAACAGCAAGUUGUAUGCAGUUGGAGGGCGUGAUGGAAGCUCCUGCUUGAAAUCCAUGGAGUGUUUUGAUCCCCACACGAACAAAUGGAGCAUCUGUAACCCAAUGUCCAAAAGACGUGGAGGAGUUGGCGUAGCAACCUACAAUGGGUUUCUCUAUGCUGUGGGAGGCCAUGAUGCCCCUGCUUCGAAUCACUGUUCUCGGCUUUCUGAUUGUGUAGAAAGGUAUGACCCCAAAACUGACACUUGGACCACUGUAGCACCUUUGAGUGUUCCUCGCGACGCUGUUGGGAUUUGUACCCUCGGAGAUAGAUUGUAUGCCGUUGGUGGCUACGAUGGGCACACCUAUUUGAACACAGUAGAAUCUUACGACGCACAAAACAAUGAAUGGACAGAGGAAGUGCCAGUCAACGUCGGAAGAGCCGGUGCCUGUGUUGUAGUUGUGAAACUUCCAUGAUGAUCGUUUUCAGGUGUGAGUACAUAGCCAAGCACAGCUCCACAAAGCAACCCUGACCGAAGGGAAGAGCUUGUAUUCUUGAACAGAAACACUUUUCAUGCUGCUUUCAUUUCAGAAGAAGCGACAGGGCCGCGUUAAUGGGAAACCAAAGUUUGGGGAUAACAAUUUCUUGAAUUCCGAAGAUGGGCUCUGCAGGUAUCCUAUCAUCAUGGUGAUGGACACCACAGUUCAGAGGGCGGCGCUGGGUACAU